Trametes versicolor FP-101664 SS1 is the source of this 1194-nucleotide messenger RNA. Its product is annotated as branched-chain amino acid aminotransferase II. NCBI's taxonomy places the organism in Eukaryota, Fungi, Basidiomycota, Agaricomycetes, Polyporales, Polyporaceae. Gene Ontology annotation, biological process: L-leucine biosynthetic process; L-valine biosynthetic process. Gene Ontology annotation, cellular component: mitochondrion. Gene Ontology annotation, molecular function: branched-chain-amino-acid:2-oxoglutarate transaminase activity. The transcript is spliced from 6 exons. The record is from RefSeq and is a predicted model, not a curated record. Bases 1 to 1194 code for a protein of 397 amino acids.
AUGGCUAUUCAAAAAACCUCCAACGGCGCCACGAACGGCGCACCUGCUGCUGUGCCUGCACAACCUGCCCAGCUUGAUGCUUCGAAGGUCACCAUUGCGCUCGCGAACGAGCUCAAGACCAUCCCCCAUGCCUCGGAGCUCAAGUUCGGCCAAGUCAUGUCCGACCACAUGAUGACCGUCUCCUACGAUCCUAUCAACGGCUGGUCAGCGCCCGAAAUUAAGCCCUACGGCCCGCUUUCCCUCGACCCCGCGAGCUCAUGUUUCCAAUAUGCAACCAACGUAUUCGAGGGCAUGAAGGCAUAUAUUGGCCCGGAUGGCAAGGCCAGGUUGUUCCGCCCGAACAAGAACAUGGACCGCAUGACCAUGUCCGCCGGACGCGUCGCCCUCCCGCCUUUCGACACGGACGAGCUCCUGAAGCUUAUCCGCCGGCUCGUGGCGAUCGAGCAGCGAUGGAUACCCACGCAGAAGGGCCACAGCCUUUACAUCCGCCCGACGAUCAUCGGCACGCGCUCAUCUCUCGGUGUCGCUGCGUCUGACCACGCGAUGCUCUACGUAAUCUGCUCACCGACUGGACCCUAUUUCGCCACCGGCGCACGCCCGGUUGCUCUUCUCGGCAUCGGCGAGAGCGUUCGCUCGUGGCCGGGAGGCACCGGCGGGUACAAGCUCGCUCUGAACUACGCCCCGACGUUCAAGCCCCAGCAGUACGCCGCGAAGCUCGGCUACGACCAGUGCUUGUGGCUCCUGGGCGACAAGAUCACCGAGGCGGGCGCCAUGAACUUCUUCGUCGUGGUACGGCGGAUCGACGGCGACUUGGACGUAUACACGCCCCCGCUGGACGGGACGAUCCUCCCUGGGGUCACGCGCGAUUCCAUCCUCGCGCUCGCCUCCGCCCACCCGUCGCGCACGCUCCUCCCCGGGCUGCCCGAGACCCUCCGCUUGCACACGACCGAGCGCGAGCUCACGAUGACGGAGCUCAACGCCUGGGCACAGAACGGAAGUCUGCUCGAGGCAUUCGGCGUCGGCACAGCCGUCAUCGUCGCCGCCGUGGGCCGCAUCGGGCACGAGGGCAAGGACAUCAACCUCCCGACGUACGAGGGCGGGCUCGGGCCCGUCGGCCGUGCGCUGUAUGACCGUAUCUCGGACAUCCAGGAGGGCAAGUUCGAGUGGGAGGACUGGUCCGUGGUGUGCGAAUGA